Trematomus bernacchii (emerald rockcod) is the source of this 1549-nucleotide messenger RNA. RefSeq names its product tubulin tyrosine ligase-like family, member 9 (gene ttll9). Gene Ontology annotation, biological process: protein polyglutamylation; microtubule cytoskeleton organization. Gene Ontology annotation, molecular function: tubulin-glutamic acid ligase activity; tubulin binding. Gene Ontology annotation, cellular component: cilium. The record is from RefSeq and is a predicted model, not a curated record. The coding region runs from base 89 to 1396 and encodes 435 amino acids. NCBI's taxonomy places the organism in Eukaryota, Metazoa, Chordata, Actinopteri, Perciformes, Nototheniidae. The transcript is spliced from 14 exons.
AAUUGCUAACUAUAUGUUACUUAUCAUUAAUUACGCAUAUUCUUGUAAUAUAAACCUAGUCUUCUAAUAUUUCAUAGCGUGCGCCUCCAUGUCAAAGUGUAAGACAUCUGGAUUCAAAGGGACAAAUGAUUAUGGCAAAAGUGAGGAGCGGGAGGGAAGGAGUUGUGUGCGUUACAAGUGUGGCCUACUCAACACCAUACAGGAUGUCCUGCGCCAAAGACCCGGUUGGGUUGAAGUCAAAGAUGAAGGUGAGUGGGACUUCAACUGGUGUGAUGUGGGCUGGCUAAGGGAGAAUUUUGAUCAUUCAUACAUGGAGGAACAUGUGAGGAUAAACCACUUUCGUAAUCAUUAUGAGCUGACUCGCAAAAACCUCAUGGUGAAAAAUCUCAAAAGAUAUAGGAAAAAUCUUGAAAGAGAUGUUGGCCGCAUGGAGGCAUCCAAAUGUGAAUUCUUCCCCUGCACUUUUGCACUGCCAAGCGAAUAUCAUCUGUUUGUAGAGGAAUUCAAAAGAAGCCCUGGUAGCACGUGGAUCAUGAAGCCGGUGGCAAAAUCGCAAGGGAAAGGAAUCUUUCUGUUCAGGAAACUGAAAGACAUCAUGGAUUGGAAGAAGGAUGGCACCCGCUCAGAGGAACAGAAGGAUGCAGCUCAAGUGGAAAGCUAUGUGGCACAACGCUAUAUAGAGAACCCUUACCUAAUAAAUGGCCGAAAAUUUGAUCUAAGGGUCUAUGUGCUGGUCACGUCAUAUGUUCCCUUGAAAGCCUGGCUGUAUCGAGAUGGCUUUGGCCGCUUUUCAAGCACCCGCUUCUCCCUCAGCAGUAUUGAUGACAAGUAUAUGCACCUCACCAAUGUGGCUGUACAGAAAACAGCACCAGAUUAUGAUCCUGAAAAGGGAUGCAAGUGGCAGUUGCAACAGCUUCGAAGAUACCUCACUGCAAAACAUGGCAGAGAGACAAUAGAAACCCUGUUCAAAGAGAUUGAUAACAUCUUUGUCCGCAGUCUUCAGAGUGUUCAGAAAGUCAUUAUAAAUGACAAACACUGCUUUGAGCUCUAUGGGUACGACAUUCUACUGGAUCAGAACCUCAAACCGUGGUUAAUAGAGGUGAAUGCUUCUCCGUCACACACACCCAGUAGUCAAGAGGAUUAUGAGAUGAAGUGCAGUCUGCUGGAAGACACUUUACAUGUUGUUGAUAUGGAGGGAAGGCUCACUGGCAAGGAGAAAAGGGUGGGAGGCUACGAUCUGAUGUGGAAUGAUGGGCCCGUCUAUAGAGAGGACGUCAAUCUAGAAACAUUUGGCAGUGCAUGUUUCUCUGCCAACACACACCUAGGGUGUGUGAAUGACAGGGAGAAGCAGCUGCGGCGGCUCCUUAAACCAUUUCCAGGCCAGAAAAGGAUGUAACACACUCAUCAUUUUUAUGUCCCAACACUUUACCACCUGGUAUGUGCCUGGAAGAGGACAGCCUCCAGUAAACACAACAACUUUAGUCAUAUUCAUAAAAAGUUAACUCUCUGUGAUGAACUGAUCAGCAUCCAUCCAACAAGGUUGACAUUU